AUGACCGGAUGGCCGCAUUGCUAUUCCAAGAGAAGCGCUCAAUAUCAGCGCCUCACCUUUUGAGAAGCAGUGACGCUACCUACCUGAAAGCAAUUGACUCAGAAACGCGGAAGUGAAGUCAACUUAUCUUUAGCUCAGUACAGAAGUUUUUAAUAUUGUACUUUUAGUAUAAUUAGAGCUCCAUGUCUGAAGUAAGGGUAAACGUUUCGUGAGUAAUGAAGGAAACGGCGCUCCAACGACAGAGUAUGUGAUCAUUUUUCGCUCAAUUUGGAUUACGAGCGUAUUGCAACAUGUACUUCAAGAAUCCAGAGCAGGAUGGUAAUGAGCUGCAGGAGAGAAACACGGAUGGCUUUGACAAUACCAUGGAGGCAUUACUCCCAACUCUGCACCAGCAGAGGACAUAUGAUUAUGUUCUAGUUGCUGACAAAGUUGAGGACCAAGAUCACCCAAAGUUUCUGAAGCAGGUGGCUUUUAUUGACCACCUGAGGAAGAAAAACAUGAAAGUGACAAAAAUCGUUCAUGAUGACAAGGUGUUUUAUGGUGUCCGGGCCCCAAAGGAGAUCUUUGACAAGUACAGGUACCUACUAAAGGUGUCUGAUGCUUGCAACUGGAGCGGCGACCGCAAGUGUGUCAUCAUCCCUCACUCAACCAGGAUCAGAGUAGUGCAUUACAUCCUACACCACACCCAUAUCAACACAGGGGAGAACCUCGAAGAGCUCCAGAAGAAGGGUGUCUUUGAGGCCACGUUCUGCCUGCAUGAGAGGAACAAGCAAAAGGUGUUGAAACAAAAGUGGGCACGAUGGUCUGCUCUCUGUACGACCCAGCCUGUCGAUGAUGUCAGGAGUUACUUUGGAGAGAAGGUGGCUCUGUAUUACCUGUGGUUGGGCUGGUACACCAUCCUGCUGGUCCCUGCAGCCAUUCUGGGUGUGAUUGUGUUCCUGUAUGCACUGGCUUUCUUCAACACCAGCCCCCUCAUAAAGGAGGUCUGUGAGUCUGACACCGUAAUGUGCCCGAGGUGUGACAAGUGGUGUCAAGUAUGGCAGCUGCGUGACACCUGUACCUAUGCCAAGGUGAGUCAUCUGUUUGACAAUGAGGGGACGGUGGCCUUUGCUAUGUUCAUGGCAGUCUGGGCUACCAUUUUUCUCGAGCUGUGGAAGAGACACAAAGCAACGUUUGUGUCCAAAUGGAAAGUCUUUGACUGGUGUGAGGAAGAGGAGGAGCUCAUCCUGGGAGUAGUGAAUGAUCCAGACUUCCAUCCCAAAGAGUUUCGCCAUUCUUAUCUGCGCAGCACUCUAGUUCUGGUGCUGGUCACUCUCAUGUUGGUUCUGAUCAUCGGGCUAACCCAGGCUCUGGUGGUGUUCCGUGUGGUUGCUGCCGUGCAGCUGUCAGAGGGAACAUGGGAGUUUGUAAGGGACCAUGCCAACACUGUAGCAGUAAUGUUGGGUGCUGUACUACACUACUUCACCAUGCAAGUUAUGACCAGAGUCAACAAGGCGGUGGCCUUCAAGCUGUGUGAGAUAGAGAAGACACAGUCAUUUGCGGCCACUGAGAGGAGCUUCACUGUUAAGAUGUUUACCUUCCAGUUCUUCACCCUCUUCUCCUCACUCAUAUAUGUGGCAUUUUUCCUGGGCAGGAUAAAUGGUCGCCCAGGCAGCUAUGUUCGUAUUUCUGGUAAAUGGAGAUUGGAGGAGUGUCAUCCCAGUGGCUGCCUCACUGACCUCUUCAUUCAAAUGGCCGUCAUCAUGUUGCUCAAACAGACACUGAAUAACAUCUUUGAGUUUACUGUGCCCUGGUUCAAGAGUUACUUCAGAAGGACUACAACUAAGAGGCUGGAGAGGAAGUGUGGCCACUGCUACAAAAAUGCAUGUCGCGAAGAGGAGAAGAUGGGCCAUGACCCAUGUGAUAUCUGCAAGCUGCGUGAUUGGCUCCGCAACUACGAUCUGAAUGACGUCAACUCUUUCAGUCUCUUCAAUGAGUUUCUGGAAAUGGUUGUUCAGUUCAGUUUCACCACCAUCUUUGUGGCGGCCUUCCCUCUGGCCCCUCUACUGGCCCUCAUCAACAAUAUCUUUGAGAUCCGUCUGGAUGCCAUCAAGAUGGUCAGCUUGGAACGCAGAUUAGUCCCCAAGAAAACCAAUGACAUUGGUAUAUGGACCAAAGUUCUGGAAGCUAUUGGUGUUCUGGCUGUCAUUGCCAAUGGGCUAGUCAUUGGGGUGUCCUCAGACUUCAUCCCUCGGCUGGUCUAUCGCUACCACUACGGACCCUGUGCCAACGGAGAAGCUGAUGUACACUGUAUGAAGGGCUACAUCAACGACACCCUAUCCACUGCUCAUAUAACAGACCUGAGCGUGCGGAAUGAUUUUUUCCCCAGUCAACUGAUCACAGAGAGCGGCUUCAAUGUUACACAAUGCAGCUAUAAAGACUACAGAAAUGAUGUUGACUACAGCCUCACCUCCCAGUUCUGGCUCAUCAUGGCUGUACGCUUUGCCUUCGUCGUCCUAUUUGAGCAUGUAGUGGUCAUCUUUAAAUUCAUUGCUGCCUGGUUUGUGCCUGACUCCCCCAUGCUGGUGAAGAACGACAGACUGAAGGACAAAUUCAGUAGACUCAAAGAGGAACUGCAGGAUAUGAAGUGCAGCCAGUCCACAGAUGUGUGAUGCCUGCAACAGAGGGACAUCCUGAGACAUGACCAGCAUGACACAUGACUUUGAAGAUUUGAAAAAAGACACAUAAAAAAUUAUGCUCUCUGCACUGUCCUGAGAUCAGCAUCUUACAGCAUAGCUAGCGCCUGGUUAUGAGAGGUAGGACAGCCUCCUCUCCCAACACCUCUGAGUUUUCCCCCACAUGGUCAACACUGUUUAUACCGGUGUGAUUAAUGGCUACCCAUGGUGCAUGCAAACGUAUCUUAAUAGCCGAUCGGGGUGACAAGUUUCUACGAGGAUUAGACUGCUCCAAACUCUAUUUCACAUAUAAGUACGGGUACCCCAAUAUAAAUGAACCAAUAUACUGACAGACUAACCUCAGAUACCAGACGCCAAACCACAACUGAGGUUCAUAAGAAGAGGUCCAUAUAGCAUUGUAUUUUCUUAAAUGACUGAUGACCCAGUAGUAGCCUCAGCCAAGUCCCCAACAACCAGAUGUUCCGGUUUUCAGGGGAUAUGGAAAGAGAGCCUGUGACGCGACUUCCGCUUUUGGACGUUAACAAGGCGACACUCCAUCUUAACUCCUCCUCCACAUUUACCGGAUUGGCUGAACAGUGCAGAAGAUAACGUUUUUUUUCUUCUCGUCAAGACCAGUAUGUAGGGGAUCUAGUUUCAGGCAUUUAUUUUUUCUAAUCAAAAGGGGACCAUCGCAGUCUUCCAGAAGUUCGGUUGGUGUGUAAAACGUGUGAAAUCAGAUAAAUGAAAAGGUGUGAUGGGUCCGUACACAAAAAUGUUGCAUAAAGAUGACUUAAUUAAAAUUAAAAUAAACACAUAUUUUCACUGCAGGGAUAGCAUACAAACCUUUCAACUUUUCAACCUUCAGUAUGUAGAUUUAUUUUAUGCCUGCUCCAUUAGGUUAACCUAGCAGGGAUGCGUAUACAGUAACAGAGUUGGGGUUAAUUUUGUUUCACAAACUGUACAUGACAUACAAAUGGAAAACCUGAGUUGAAAUGUAUUGAAUACCGUACUCUGGCCAAUCACGUUUUACAAAGAACUGCGGUAGUUUUAUUUUGGGUACACAAAACAUCCUGUUUUGCAAAUACUGUACUGAUGUUUACAUGCUUUUAGUAACAUAUGUGCUCUCAACACAUAGAAUCACAAAGUGUGAAUGUCAUUUCUUUGUUAUAUAAUUAUGCAUCUCUUGACUUUCCUUUUAAUCCACUGCAUUUCUUUAUUUGAAAUUUAAAUUCAGCGUUGCUUUAUGUUCUGUAUGAGCAAGAGUUUUUGUAAAGUAUAAUUCAGAAAUGAUUUGAGCCAAAAAUUGACAUUGUAUUGUUGUUGGAAUGGUGUACAUUUUGAGUUGCUGUAUUCUUUUUUUUUUUACUGUAUAUUGUACAUACAGUAUGUGACAGGGUUUUGCUCAUCAGUCUCAGUCACCUGAGUGAAAGUGCACUAUAAUUUUGUUCAUUUGCUUCUCACUUUUGAUGGACUGACAGGACAAAGAUUAAAGCCUCAGCUGAAUGUGUACUUGAGGAUUUUGGGGGGGGUAAGCUAAGUAGACACAAUUAACUACCAUUUGGUGGACCACACCCUGUGUAAUUCCCUAACAAGUUGAGCCUGAUCAACACCCAAAAAACAAUUUUCACAUUAGGUCAGGUAAAUAAAACAGAAGAGAUAAUUAUAGAGAAAGUGGUCCAAUAGAAGGUUUCUAUGAACAUAGUGUCUGUAUACCACAAGAGGGCAGAGUGGUCUUCUCUUCUACAGCCCAAAGGUAUAUACAGCACUAAACUACCUUGUGAAAAUAGAUUUGGCAAAGUGAAGGGAAAUGAAAGGGCUCAUCUACAUGGUUUGCUAAAAGCAGUCUCUAACUACAUGUCAUCUUACUGUAGAUAAAACUAUUCUAUCCAUG
Molecule: messenger RNA, 4545 nt
Organism: Oncorhynchus tshawytscha (Chinook salmon)
Lineage: Eukaryota; Metazoa; Chordata; Actinopteri; Salmoniformes; Salmonidae
Product: anoctamin-9
Exons: 24
Coding region: 291-2651 (786 amino acids)
Biological process (GO): chloride transmembrane transport
Cellular component (GO): plasma membrane
Molecular function (GO): chloride channel activity; protein dimerization activity
Source: RefSeq, a predicted model, not a curated record